GCCUCUCGCGAGGCCGCCCCCCCCCCUCCCCUCCCUCCCUGCCCGCGCGUCACCGGCGGAGCGGACGGGGACAACAUGGCGGAGCGGCGGCGGCACAGGAAGCGCGUCCAGGAAGUUGGGGAGCCGUUCAAGGAGGAGAAGGCUGUUGCUAAAUAUUUGCGCUUCAACUGCCCAACAAAAUCCACCAACAUGAUGGGUCACCGAGUUGAUUAUUUUAUUGCCUCGAAAGCUGUGGAUUGCCUGCUGGAUUCUAAAUGGGCGAAGGCAAAGAAAGGAGAAGAGGCUCUGUUUACAACCCGAGAGUCUGUAGUUGAUUACUGCAACAGGCUCCUGAAAAAACAGUUCUUUCAUCGAGCGUUGAAAGUGAUGAAAAUGAAACCUGACAAGGAUACAAAGAAAGAAAAGGAAAAGGGAAAGGCUGAGAGCGGGAAGGAAGAGGAGAAAAAGAGCAAGAAGGAAAGUGGCAAAGAUGAAAAAACUAAGAAAGAGAAGGAAAAGGAAAAGAAAAAGGAUGGUGAAAAAGAGGAGUGUAAGAAGGAUGAGACCCCAGGAACACCCAAGAAAAAGGAAACUAAGAGGAAAUUUAAACUUGAGCCACAUGAAGACCAAGUUUUCUUGGAUGGAAAUGAGGUGUACGUGUGGAUCUACGACCCUGUUCACUUUAAAACGUUUGCCAUGGGACUCGUACUCGUGAUCGCCGUGAUUGCCGCCACGCUGUUCCCGCUGUGGCCCGCCGAGAUGCGCGUGGGUGUUUAUUACCUCAGCGUGGGCGCGGGCUGCUUUGUGGCCAGCAUUCUGCUCCUCGCCGUGGCUCGCUGCAUCCUUUUCCUGAUCAUCUGGCUCAUCACUGGAGGAAGGCAUCACUUCUGGUUCCUGCCAAACCUGACGGCAGACGUGGGAUUCAUUGACUCCUUCAGGCCCCUGUACACACACGAAUACAAAGGACCAAAAGCAGACUCAAAGAAAGAGGAAAAAUCAGAAUCCAAAAAGCAGCAAAAAUACGACAGCGAGGAGAAAUCAGACAGUGAGAAGAAGGAAGAGGAGGAGGGGAAAACAGAAGGCACGAGGAACUCGGGCACUGAGGGCUCGGGAGGGGAGCGACACUCAGACACUGACAGUGACAGGCGCGACGACGACAGGUCCCAGCACAGUAGUGGCAACGGAAACGACUUUGAAAUGAUCACAAAAGAGGAACUGGAACAGCAAACAGAUGAAGGGGAUUGUGAGGAGGAAGAGGAGGAAGAUACCGAAAGUAGGCCUUCCCAUGGGAAAUCAUAACUCACUGUGGUUUGGGACUAAGUAUGUGCAAAUGGUUGGAUUUUCUUUGUUGGCUGAUCACCAAAACAUAGACCAUACAGUAGCAUCUUCGUUUGCUGAAAUAUACGUGUUACCAAACAGUUUUAUAUCUAGUUCCUUCUUUUUUUUUUUUUUUUUUAACCAUUAACUUGAUUACUUGGUACUAUGUUAAUCAUUAAUAUCCAUUUACAGAAGUUUUAUCAAUCUGACAAGUUUUUUAUCGAUUGAUAGAUUGCCCAGAUUGUCCUCAAACAAUACUGAAAAACAUCGUUUUCCGGUACUUGCAUAACUGGUCAAUUAGUUUAGCUUCUCAAACUUGCUUUUGUAAACCAGGUAAAAGUUGAAUGACCAAAUCUCGGAUUAUUCCUAGUUAUACUCAUUUGAUAGUUAGGUAAGGCCCUUCUUAGCCCACAGCUUUUCUUGAUAUUUUCCUUGAUUUUGUUUUCGAGAGAUUGUGAGAACUUUCCUAAGAAAACUAGUUUUAGCAGAAGCAUUUUGCUGGCAGUAGAGGAGCUGGUAGUGCUGAAUUUGGCUGCAGUGUCUCUGUUUCUCCAGCCCACGUACCAGCAACCGAGGAAAUCCAAACUGGUUUUGCACAUCCGGUGCAGAGAGAGACGUCAUCUCCUGCAGGGGAAGGAGGCAGCACAGUUUGGAAAUAAUGGCUGUUUUCUUUCUCCUGCUCCAUCAUAAUUAAGAAAAAAAAAAUAAAAAUGUAUUCUGUACAUAAUUUACAAAUAAAGCAAACCAUUUACUUUAACUGCUACUUAUUAUUUAGAGAUUUGAUCCAGCAUUCAGUUUGUAUUAUUGAAGCCAUUUUGUGGUGUGUCUACGGGAGAAAAUGCAAGUCGAGAGGACCUCACAGAAUAUUUGUGUAUGAUCGGUAGCUGUUCCACGAGAGCUUUAGUUUUGUGCCAACAUUCCAUGUAUUUGAGUAAAUUGAUCUUUAUUAAAUGCAAGCAAACACCAGAGCUGUAUGGAUGCCUUAAUGUUAACCCUCUGUGUACCCUGGAACUGGAGCUGAAGAGCCAGGAGAGGGUUGUUCUGCUCCACGAGCUGGGGGACUCAGAGCUGAUGUGAAGUGACCGUGAAUGAUUUGUUUGUAAAUCCCUUUGGAGCAGCUGGGGGGGUUCCUCCCGUGCAUCCCUCCCUGCUGCCUGUGGGAGGACGGACUGCAGGACCUGCCUAAAGCCUGGAAGAAGUUGAGACUCCACAUCUUUCCUCUCCAUGACUUGAACUGUAGACUGAUUGUCCCCCCAGCCCGCUCAGAGAAGAUGAGGGUAAGCUUGAUGUUUUCAUAUCAGACUUUUAAGAACUUUUUUUUCCCCUUGUCCUAAAUUGCUUCCCAUCCUUCCAGCGUCGGCGUUCUGGAUGAAGAUGCUGAUUUUUCAGAUUGUGCAAAUAUCUACAUCAUCAUGGGUGCAUUGAUAAACAGUUCAUGGAUAUGGUGUAUUUGCUUCUUAAAUCUCCUGAAUAAUUACUCCAUAAGGAAGCAGAUAAAUUGGAUCACUUUUUUAUUAAUAUAGCAAAAAAAUUAAAGGACCCAUUAACUAAACAGAUUGACUCCUGG
Molecule: messenger RNA, 2863 nt
Organism: Empidonax traillii (willow flycatcher)
Lineage: Eukaryota; Metazoa; Chordata; Aves; Passeriformes; Tyrannidae
Gene: SEC62
Product: SEC62 homolog, preprotein translocation factor
Exons: 8
Coding region: 76-1278 (400 amino acids)
Biological process (GO): post-translational protein targeting to membrane, translocation
Cellular component (GO): endoplasmic reticulum; endoplasmic reticulum membrane
Source: RefSeq, a predicted model, not a curated record